Mercurialis annua (annual mercury) is the source of this 1277-nucleotide messenger RNA. Its product is annotated as probable plastid-lipid-associated protein 10, chloroplastic. The coding region runs from base 51 to 914 and encodes 287 amino acids. NCBI's taxonomy places the organism in Eukaryota, Viridiplantae, Streptophyta, Magnoliopsida, Malpighiales, Euphorbiaceae. The transcript is spliced from 8 exons. The record is from RefSeq and is a predicted model, not a curated record.
GAACCGAAGCCAAGGUGUGUUGUUUGUGAUCUUCCCUGCAAAUAGAAGAAAUGAACGUGGCGUAUGCUCCGGCUUUCUUCCCGGCGAAUAGAACCAGAGGCAGCACUUUCAAAUUUAGUAAGCCGUUUAGUAUAUACUUCAAUGCUACCGGAAAUUUAUCUAUUCAGAGAAAUUUUGUGUGCUCUGCUGCAACUCUAGCUACUGAGAACACCACUCAGGUAUCGGAAUUUGAAAUAGAGAAGAAGAAGCAUGAUGUUUUAAGUGCUGUGCAAGAUACACAAAGAGGAUCGGUUGCCACUGCUGAUCAACGCUCUAUUAUUGAGGAGGCUCUGGUCAGUUUGGAGGGAUACAACAUCGGUACGCCAAUUGAUUUGGUGAAGUUGGAUGGGACAUGGCGUCUGCAAUAUACUUCUGCCCCUGAUGUUCUUGUUCUUCUGGAAUCCUCUGCUAGGCUUCCUUUCUUGCAGGUUGGGCAGAUCUUUCAGAAAUUUGAAUGUCGGGAUCAGUCAAAUGGAGGCAUCAUCCGCAAUGUUGUACGAUGGAGUAUUCCAGCAUUGUUUGAGGAACAGGACGGUGUUACUCUCCUGGUAUCUGCGAAAUUUGACAUUGUUUCUGCACGUAACAUCUAUCUGCAGUUUGAAGAGAUAAGUAUUCAAAAUGUUAAAAUCAGCGAACAGGUGCAAGCUCUAAUAGCUCCAGCAUUAUUGCCACGCUCAUUCUUGAGUCUACAGAUCUUGCAGUUCAUCCGCACGUUCAAAGCACAAAUUCCUGUAAGAAACCCAGGAAAUUCAGGAAGGCGAGCAGUUGGAGGACUCUAUUAUCUUUCUUAUCUCGAUAAUAACAUGCUUCUAGGGCGUGCUGUUGGAGGUGGUGGAGUCUUUGUGUUUACUAAAGCACAGUCUCUCGACUUAUAAGGAACGAGCUUUGUUUAUUUUACCGCCUACUACUACUAUACUCUGCACUACAUAUAGAACUCGGUAUACAAGGCAACAAUAAAACUGAAGGGUUCAGAUUGGAGUUCAAACUAAUCAAGCAAGAAGAUAAAAUCCAAUCGCUGCAUUCCGGCUCUGCAUUUCUCGAGUAACUUAUAAAUGUGGUGGAUUUCAACAUUUACAAAUUCUGUAUAAAGUGAAAUGUAAUGGCUUCAAGAUGCUGCCGGAUGUACUAUAUUGCAGAAGAUCUCGAAAUAUUGCUCGGAUAUCUCAAAAUUGUCUAAAUCAAACAAACAUGUAAACAGUAAGAGAUGUAUCUUAUACCUUUUUUCUUUUCCCAUAUAA